AUGCAACAUUCCUCCUCCCUUAAAGAGCCAAUAAAUAAAAUUGAAAGAAAUUUAUCAAUUGAAUUAAAAGUAGACCAUCCUUUGCUACAGCCACUGUCCCAAGAACUAAAGAAAAUUCUAACUUCUCAGAAAAGUGUUUCUCUAUAUCACAGCAAGUGGCACCUAAAAAAAGGUGGAAUUCCAAGCUUAGUUCGUGGUAAAAUAAUUAUAAGUCAAGCGCAGCCAGAAUUUAUACAAUGGACGUGGUCUCACGAAUUGCACAAGAAUAUGAUUUCGUUAUAUGACAUAAAAAAUUAUCAGUCAAAGAAAAGUGGAUUACUGCAAGAUUCAGCAGCCCUGGACAUAUUAGCAUCAUUUAUUGUUCCAGAGAACCCUGUAUCUCCAUCAGUGAUUAUAGCAAUUGCAACUGGAGAAGACAUAUUAAUAGUACUUUUUGAAGAUAAAGAAGUUUGUAAAAAAUGAAAAUCUGGACUGCGAACCAUCCUAUCCUCAAUCGAGCCUAGCCCAAUGGUGCCAGGAGGAGAGUAUAAUUGAAAGCAUUCCUUUUGUUUGUCUCAGUCACCACUUGAUUCCUUACUCCCCCCUCCGUGAGCGAAUAAAACCAUUGGAAAAAUCCUUAUUUUUUGCCAAAAGCCCACCCUACUACUUAGUUAGCAAAAAAAAUUUUUUCAUGAAAAAAAUUUUUAUAUAAGUGAUUAAUAGUAUAAUGAAUCAAAAUUUUUUGGUCGCCUACAGAUGGAGGGCGGGAGUUAGCAUUUGGCUAUAUGUUUGAUUUUUCAGAAUCAAAUCCUCCAAAUGAGUCAUGAAGAGAGCUUAAGGUCACUUUUGUACACGAAGAUGGGUCAUCUCAUUAUGAAUAUCUUCAGUAUGACCGAAACCAAGAAAACUUGUAUGAUUCUCUUAUUGGAAUCUUCGGAUGUAUCAAAACAAAUAUAAAUCACCCGAACCGAGAAAUGAUGAAGGAGUUUUUACAAGAUAUUACAAGGUGGGAAAUCAAGACAAGAAACGAAAAAACUGAUGCUUAUGCUUCAAUUAAAAAUAAGAGUGUUCAGUUUUCGUAUUAUAAAAGGAGCAAUAAAAGGAGGAUUAGAGAUGAAUACUUGUAUGUCGAUGAAGAUAAAUGAAAUCGUAAAAGAAAUCAAGAAUUAUGAGAAAUUUGACUAUGGAGAUAG
Messenger RNA from Blepharisma stoltei, 1172 nucleotides. NCBI's taxonomy places the organism in Eukaryota, Ciliophora, Heterotrichea, Heterotrichida, Blepharismidae. The record is from the annotation of a GenBank genome assembly.